AUGGCGUACUUGCUGCCUGUCGUCGCCCUACUAGGCGUGGGCGUCUAUCUUGCUCUGAUCAGGAGCAGUUCUUUGCUCAGCAGCAAGCAGGGCGCGACCGCGCAUGAAAAGGCCCUCCCUGAACCUCCCGGUCCGCCUCGCUUGCCCGUGAUCGGAAACAUCCACCAGAUCCCCAAGACCGGCGCCCAUCGCCAUUUCACAGAAUGGGCCAAGACCUACGGUGGCAUCUUCAGCCUCAGAAUGGGCCCUGCGCUGGCCGUGGUGGUCACGGACCGCCGCCUUGUGCGUGAGAUGUUGGACCGCAAGAGCGCCAUCUACAGCGCGCGGCCGCACAGCUACGUCUCCCACGAUCUCAUCACCAAGGGAGCCCACCUGCUCACCAUGCAAUACGGGGAUCUGUGGCGCAAGUUCAGACGAGUACUGCACCCCUACUUUAUGGAGAGCGCCAUCGACAAGGUGCACCUCGAGCUCGUCGAGGCUGAGCAGAUCGCCAUGAUCAAGGACUUCUUAGACGAGCCGGGCAAGCACAUGGCACACACCAGGCGUACGAGCAACAGUAUUAUCAUGAGCGUCGUCUUUGGUGUGCGAUCGCCCGAUGCCACGACGUCUCACAUGCGUGACCUGUACAACCUCAUGGAACGCUGGUCGGCCGUCAUGGAGACGGGCUCCACGCCGCCGGUCGACAUCUUCCCCUUCCUCAAGACGCUGCCCGAGUCCUGGUUCGGCAACUGGGUGCAGCGCGGGCUGGACGUGGGCCAGCGCAUGAAGACCUUGUACAGUGGGCAAAAGGGUCUCGUCCUUGCUCGGCGCGCCGCCCAGCUCAAGGGGCACGCCAACGACCAGCCGGCUACACUGAUGGAUGAGGUCCUCGACCAGCAGGGCAAGCUACAGCUGACCAACCACCAACAGGAUUUCCUCGGCGGGGUCCUGAUGGAGGGUGGAUCCGAUACAGUGUCGACCAUGAUGCUCGUCGUGCUGCAGGCUCUGUGUCUCAACCCGGACAUUGUCGAGCGUGCCCGGCGGGACAUUGACGCCGUCGUGGGCGAGGACAGCACGCCGCGUUGGGAGCACCACGACAAGCUCCCCUACAUCACCCAGAUUGUCAAGGAGGCCAUGCGCUGGCGGCCCGUCACGCCACUGGCGUUCCCGCACGCCCUUCUGUCGGCCGAGCAGGGCGGCGAAGGUGAUAUUGUUGACGGCCGCUUCUACCUGCCUCCGGGGACGACCGUGUUUCUCAACGUAUGGGGCAUCCACCACGAUUGCGAGGAUCCCGACCGCUUCGAUCCCGACCGAUACGACGGCCGGACCAAGACGUCGGCCGAGUACGCGGCUAGCUCCGAGUAUGAGCUGCGGGACCACUACGUGUUCGGUGCGGGGCGACGCAUCUGUCCUGGCAUCCACUUGGCCGAGCGGGAGAUGUUCCUUGGCACGGCCAAGCUGCUCUGGGGCUUCAACAUGGAGCAGGCGCGCGAUGGCAAGGGGGGUAUGAUCCCGAUCGACACGGACCCGGUGACGGGGUACUCGGAGGGCUUCUUGGUCUGUCCCAAGGAUUUUGAUUGCAGUAUUACACCUAGGUCAGAGAGGCGCACGGCGACGAUUCUGAGGGAGUUCGAGGAGGCGAGCAAGAAUGUCUUUGUACGCUACAAGUGA
Molecule: messenger RNA, 1650 nt
Organism: Emericellopsis cladophorae
Lineage: Eukaryota; Fungi; Ascomycota; Sordariomycetes; Hypocreales; Bionectriaceae
Exons: 1
Coding region: 1-1650 (549 amino acids)
Molecular function (GO): iron ion binding; oxidoreductase activity, acting on paired donors, with incorporation or reduction of molecular oxygen; monooxygenase activity
Source: RefSeq, a predicted model, not a curated record